Physcomitrium patens is the source of this 3383-nucleotide messenger RNA. RefSeq lists its product as uncharacterized. Lineage: Eukaryota; Viridiplantae; Streptophyta; Bryopsida; Funariales; Funariaceae. The record is from RefSeq and is a predicted model, not a curated record. Gene Ontology annotation, molecular function: protein dimerization activity.
UUCUCUUUGAUCGCACAUGUCCCUCGACACGUGUGGGGCCAGGCCUCGGCUGUGGGUUACACUCUUUUGAGUUGUAAUAUUUGCUAGUAGAGGAGUCGUCGUGAUGGACGAUGCCCACACCCAAGUGAGUUGGUUCCAUGCCUGCAGUGUAGUGCCGGAAACCUAAUGCCGUUUCAUGCUGGGUCAUUCGCCUUUUAGAUUUUCGAUUCUGAACCUGCUAUAUCCAACCCCCCCCCCCCCUGUCGGUCGAUCCAUGUGCAGGUUCCAUUCGAUACGUUUGAGGUGUUUGUGGCGAGCGGGUACUAGUAGAGGAUUUAAUCGCUUGUGCUCGUGUUGGAAAUAUGUCGGGCAAGUUUCUGAGGUUCAGUUCUGCUUGCACGCGAGACCUGCAGGAGAUUUGGGCUCGUAACCAUGCCGCUGCUUCCUGUGCAGUCUCCAGCGACACAGUUGAUCCUGAAAUCUGACCAGUAUAAGCGUCUGUGCAAUCAGUUGGAUCUCCGACAAUAGCAGUAUUUUGAUAUUGGUUUGAAUUCUUUUUGUCACCGCGAUAGUCUGAGGGUUGAUUCCUUUCAAAAUCUUUAAGAGCUGUUUGGCCGUGGUGGCGCACUACUAUUGGCAGAAAUUUCCACUUUCACUUCAUUGAUUAGAGAGGUUUAUACCGACAGCUACAUUCUUCUACGCGAAUUAUGUUUUUUAUAUCUAUCACCACUCUCAUGCCUAAGAACAUUGGUUAGCAGCCAGUAAAGUUGACGUAGGCUGGUGCACUUUGUAAGUCAUUUAGGAGGACGCUGGAGCGCAGGCUGAGUGCAAUGAAUUGAGGAUUCUAUCAAUUUGAAUCUAGCAAAGAGGAUCAACCUGGAGUCUUUUUGCCCCUGACAGCACAAAAGCUAGUCAUACGAAGUGUAGACUAGAGCUGUAACCGAUCUCCAUGGAGAAGGAAAGCUCCUUCAACGCGCUGAGAGAAUUAGUCAUUGGUGUUGAAUGGACUUAUAGAAUCAUAUGGAAGCUCGAGCUCAAUCAAAGGAGCUUGAUUUGUUACCAGAGUUAUUUCAAUGAAAGAGAAGCCACGGAAGUUGAUCAAGCUCAAGAAUUUCAGCUUGUGUAUUGCUCGCGCCAGUUCGCGACCUCUAGACCUGGGUAUGCAUACAACGCUUGGAAGCAGCAAUCAUCGUCCUGGUGGACACCACAGCUAAUGCAACAAGUUCCCACAGACGAGAACAGAGAUCUCUUCUUAAGGAAAGCUGGAAUUCAGACUCUUGUGUGCUUUCCAGGUCGCACAGAUGAUGGUAUCGGCUAUUGCGUUGAGUUGGCCACCAAAGCUCAGAUUUUGGAAACCGACACAUUGCGGAGCUUCAUCCAGGGAUUUCUCUACUCCUCGAUUGCACCACACAUCCAAGAAGAAAAGGUGCUGCGGAAAGUGGGAGGGAGAAUUGAGGGUUUUCCUCAAGCGUCCAGGACCGUGACACUACCUAUGGAGCCCGUGGAGCAUAAUUCACCUUGGGCGAUGACAGUCUUGCAAGCUAAUGCGAAUCUGGGACAACCAAGUGUAGGAAUCCAAGAACUGAAGUAUGUAGACUUUCCAAUCCAUAACUCACAGUUAGACUUGGGAUCAAUUGAUCUUCCGGACAUAAUUGGUAGAGAUAGCCCGAAUCGAGACCCAAGUACUGCAUUUCUAUUCUCGACGGAAUGGAUGACCGCCGGAGGUAAAGAAAUUGCUGGAGAAGGAGGAAUACAUCUAGAGAAUCUUGCAGGCACACCAAUUGACCUACAAUUACGGAAGAAAAUAGCAAUAGAAAACUUAGAUAAAAUUCUUAUGGAAAUUCCUGAUGAGCAAUUGCAAGCUAGCCCAUCUCUACAAACUAAUGGCGGGAUUUUAGACACUACAAUGACUUCGCCGGGGAGCUCCUUUCACCAAAAUUCGCCAACAGGUAUUGGAAAAGUGGGUCAGGUUCCUCCAGGGCACAGCUCGAAGUCUUUGUUUCGACCCCGUCGGAAAUCCUCUUUCGCCCGAUUAAGCAGCUCGUCUAAGAGGCAGCCCAUGAUACAUAACUGGGCGAAGAAUUUGGCGCCGAAGAUAGUGGAGUUGCAACGGGAAGCUCAACCAUUGACGUUGCCCGACUUUAAUGCGUAUGAGAGUCCAGGAUACAGCCCUCAUGAGCAUUAUCAAGCUGUAGCCCACAAACUGGCAGAAAGAGAUCGGAGGUUCAAGUUUAACCAAAGAAUGCAGACCUUGAUCUCCAUUGUGCCCAUCAUCAGCAAGAAGGACAAGGUGUCAGUACUUACAAGUACCAUCGCUUACAUCCACCAACUGACUUCUCGAAUCUCAAGAUUAGAAAAAGGGGAAGAAUUACCUGCACAACCACAAGCGCCAACAAUGGAAACUCCACCACCUCUUGAUGCAGCAGGUGUUUCAACAUUAGAGAGAGUUAACCAGCAGACUUUUGUAAGUGACGAAGCUGGAGCUGGUCGGUCAUCCCCUUCCUGGCCCUCUGUCUUAGUUGAUGAAGACGACGAUGAUUCAACGUUGAUCAUCAAACUGGAGGCUAGCAACAACAAUAUCUCCCUGAUCCAAUUGCUCAACUUGUUACUUGAGCUGGAUCUUCGAAUCCGCACCCUCGAUUAUGUUUGCACGGAUGGCCGAUUCAGUGCCAAAACACGCGUCAAGAAUUCAAAGACGAGCAAUAAGGAGAUCCAGGUGACGCUUCAAAGAUUUCUUCGCAUAAAGGAAUAAUUCAACCACCAGGUGGACUAGCUGUGCUCAUCUCCUAGAUCUGUGCAGAAACUAAAAAUCCAAGUUCAUAGUUACGAACUCAUGAAUAUUGGAUACUUGUUCCUAAAAUAUUUAUUCUCCUUCUCGUUAACGGUGGAUAACAAAUUGCUGUAGAUCUGCUCGGGACUGGGCUUCGAACUGUUGUCAGCAGAUCUUUCACGGAGUUGUUGUGUGAACUGAGUGUGAACGAGUUCUGCGUGGCACUGCAAGAAUGUUAGUUUCAUUCGGAGCUAGUUUGGGCGAGGAAUGGAUACAAUGAAAGCUUGAGAUUGCUGUAGCAACUGCAGCUGAUGUGAAUUCCAGCGCCGUUUGAAGAGUCUUGGACUCCACAGACUUGGAAAUCUGUUCAUGGCAGUUGCCAUACUGUAGCGCUAUAUGAAUUGAAAACAACUAGUUUAAGAGAGUAAAUUUAUUUAAGGCAUUUUUGGUUUAAAGAUUGGUAUUUGCAAAACGGUUGGGGGAAAAAUGUUUGCAAUAAAUCAGCAAAUGUUUAUGUUUUUAGUGGCAAACUGUUAGUUUCAAAGUGUAAUUCACUUGAAUGUACAAAAAAACAUUGUGUAAUUUUCUUGGAUCAAAUUGAUGCAAUGAAAAAGAGGUUGGAUACAUUUCAAAA